GUUGAUUGUGUUGAGUUGAUUGUGUUGAGUCGAUUGGCGCUGCUCCCACAGGUGUGGGACUGCCACAAGCGGGAGCAGCUCAUGUCGCGGAUGCUGCCGGACCGCGCCCCCGCCCACACCGUCUCAUGGCACCCCAGCAGGGACCUCAUCGCACUCGGCACGGUCCUGGGCAACGUCCACCUCCUCAACAAGCGGCUCGUGCUGCUCAGGUCGGUGUGCGUCUUCCCGGACCCGCUCUGCGGCGUGUCCAAGCUGGCCUUCUCCCGGGACGGCAGCCUGCUGGCCUGCGGCGGCCUGGGCGGCUCCGUGGUCGUGUGGGACUGGGAGCGGGACACGACGCGCUCCGACGAGGUGGACACGCGCUCCACGGUCACGUCCCUGUCCUGGCACCCCUGGCGGCGGUCCAUGCUGGCAGUGGGCUCCCUCGCGGGGGACGUCAUCAUCAUGGACUUCUCGCAGCGCUUCAUCACGCAGGCCAAGUACAGGGGCAAGCUCGGGUACAGCGCAGACGUGACAGCGCUGUCCUUCUCCCCCAAGACGGCCGAGCUGGUGGUGGCUUUCAACUCAAAAGGCGCGACGCAGAUCGCGGUGCUCACGGACCUGACGACGGUGGUGGACCGCCUCGAGGAGCACGAGGACCCCGUCAACUACCUGUGCUGGAGUCCGGACGGGACGACGCUCGCCACGGCCGGCUCGGACAACGUGAUGUGCUUGUGGAACUUCAUGGGUGCCAAAAAGACGAGGGAGUUGAAGCGGGAGGCACUGCGAGAGGCGCGAGAGGCGCGCAGCGGCAUCGGGAGGCGGUUCGGCUGCGUCAUAAGGUGACCAGGCACUCGACGGUCUCGGGUCUCGAACAAAAACCCCCGUACUAGAGUCUGAAAACGAGCAGCCUGUGAUAAGUUUUGUGAUAAGUUUAAAAUUCUAAGAGAUUUUAAAAAUGUGUUUGUGAUAUUUGAGUUGUAAGGCCCAUUUUAAUUUUGCUAGUCGAUAUUUUAUCGCUAGCACAGGGAAGCCCCAGUUAUAGAUUGUGUAAAUCUUCAACUUGCCAGGUGGGGACUUUAAUGAAUUGAGAACAAUUAAGGCUAUUGAAAUGAAUUUUCUGUCACAAUAGUUUGUAGAAUUAUGAAUUUUGAUAAUGGUAAUGUAUAAUGCGACGACGGCCCGAAGUUUGAUAUUGUGAAUGAAUUUCAAUUUUUAAUUUUGUGUGUAAAA
Frankliniella occidentalis (western flower thrips) is the source of this 1212-nucleotide messenger RNA. RefSeq names its product protein cortex-like. The record is from RefSeq and is a predicted model, not a curated record. Gene Ontology annotation, molecular function: anaphase-promoting complex binding; ubiquitin ligase activator activity; protein binding. Gene Ontology annotation, cellular component: anaphase-promoting complex. Lineage: Eukaryota; Metazoa; Arthropoda; Insecta; Thysanoptera; Thripidae. The coding region runs from base 82 to 825 and encodes 247 amino acids. The transcript is spliced from 4 exons. Gene Ontology annotation, biological process: positive regulation of ubiquitin protein ligase activity; anaphase-promoting complex-dependent catabolic process; positive regulation of anaphase-promoting complex-dependent catabolic process.